Penicillium cinerascens is the source of this 573-nucleotide messenger RNA. Its product is annotated as Mpv17/PMP22 family protein. Gene Ontology annotation, cellular component: cytoplasm; membrane. The transcript is spliced from 3 exons. Bases 1 to 573 code for a protein of 190 amino acids. Lineage: Eukaryota; Fungi; Ascomycota; Eurotiomycetes; Eurotiales; Aspergillaceae. The record is from RefSeq and is a predicted model, not a curated record.
AUGUCGGUCCCACCGAUUGCUAAGGCCACGCUGCAGGCCGCGGUUAUCAAUGCCGGGUCUAAUGUGCUGGCACAGGGUAUCAAGGCUUAUCGUGAUGAAGUUCCCUUCGAUCUAGACAUCCAGGCCUUGAUGCAAUUCACCACCUGCGCCUUCAUCGUGUCACCUGUGGGAUAUCUUUGGCUCGAGAAAUUGGAGUCAUGGUUUCCAGGCACAGUGCCGCCCGAAAAAUCUUCGGAAAAGGCCAACAAAGGUGGUCGCUCAGUCACCAAACCCCAGAAACCGAGGCUGAACGUCACCAACACUGUCGCGAAAGUCCUCAUUGAUCAGACAAUCGGCGCCACCUGGAACACUGUAUUAUUCAUCAUUACUAUGGGUCUACUUCGGGGUCUGCAGUACAAUACAAUUCAAACCCAGAUUCAGCAGGAUUUUUGGCCUAUCAUGAUCGCCGGGUUCAAGUUGUGGCCCUUUGUGUCUGUUCUCAACUUCACAGUUAUUCCCCCGAAUCAGCGGCUGCUUGUUGGGAGCCUUUUUGGAGUUAUUUGGGGUGUGUAUUUGAGCCUUGUGUCGGAAUGA